Molecule: messenger RNA, 724 nt
Organism: Rubroshorea leprosula
Lineage: Eukaryota; Viridiplantae; Streptophyta; Magnoliopsida; Malvales; Dipterocarpaceae
Source: the annotation of a GenBank genome assembly
UGUACUACUCCCCCAUCUCUCUAUAUCCUACUAACUACUGCAUUUUCUUCCUCACUACCUUCUCAACAAAAAUGUCAAGUGUUUGCCAGUUCAAAGGGGGUGUCAUUCGUUGUGUCCCGGAUCCGGGAGCUGAGUCCAGUUCCUGCCGGAAGGUGCUGGUACACGUUCCUAGUAAUGAAGUUAUCACCUCCUAUGCUGUUCUUGAAAGCAAGCUGUCGUCUCUUGGUUGGGAGAGGUUCUAUGAUGACCCUGACCUCGUUCAGUUCCACAAACGUUCUACUGUCCAUUUGAUCUCCCUCCCCAACGAUUUUAGCAAGCUCAAGGCCAUGCACAUGUACGACAUCCUGGUAAAAAAUCGAAACAUGUUCGAAGUUAGGGACAUAACUUCUAACCUGAAGUAAGGAUAAGUACUAUGAGUGUGCGUGCCCGCGGGCGUGUUCUAUCUCGUUUACUGUUUGGAUUGGAGUUUAAAUAAACGGGUCUUAUUUACUAGUUUGGUGAUUUUGGUAUACAUAAAUAUAUGGGUUUCGUAUUUUAAGCGGAGAUGUGGUUGGAGUAGAAUAUGAGUCUUAGUUAUAUAGGAAGCCAAUGUACUUGACCGUAUGGGGUCAUGCUUCUGUACGUAAAUUGUAUCAGUGAUUGUGAAAUGGAAAUCUGGUUUUUCGUUCUUUUAUUUUAUUUUAUUAGGGGUAAAUGUGCUCUUGAAUCAAUUUGUGUAUAGUUC